AUUGGGCCUUCCUCCUCCUCCUCCUUGGCCUCCCGGUUUCCCCCGCAGCCCCCGAGGGUGGGUCAGAGGGCAGAACCAAGCUCGCCGCCCCCUCCUGCCCACCUGCCCCCAGCUGCCAUGAAGCCCCAGGCGCCCGGCCCUCCCUGCCAACGCCAGCCCGAGGCGAAGGAGCGGAUCAGGCGUCGGAGGUCCAAACGGGAACGGAACCAGCGGCGCUUCGGCAACGGGGCGGCCUUCCCGGGCAGCCAGAGGCCCAACCGGGACCGGCCCCCGCCCGCAGGCCUUGCCGCCUCCACAACGGGGGUUGUCAUCACGCGGCAUAGGCUGAGCCGGGAUCACCGGGGCCUCUUCAACCGGGAGGUCAAGUCCGCUGCGGUGGAGCGGCUCCUAGGGUCCGGGGAAGGUGGAGCCCGGACUUGCCAGGGGGCCGGGGCCGCCCCCGACAAAGGACCACCACCUCCCGGCCCCACGCCGCCUCCGCCGGGAUGGCGGCAGCCCCAAGGAGCGCGGAGCAAAGAAAACGUGGCCCCGGGGGGGUCCGGGCCGGGCCCCCCCAGCCCCCUCCGGCCCCCGGAGGUCGGGGAGCUGCUCGGGGAGCUCCGGGGCCGGGUGCCCUUGCCAGAGGCCUUUCCCGGGCGCAACCUGGUGCAGGAAGCCCGAGGGGUCAUCAUGGGAGCCCUGCUGGCCCAGCACGGGACGCUGCCUGACCUCACCCAAGUCCUGAGGGGGUCCCACGAACAGGCGGCGGGGACCGAGAGGGAGAGACACAAGGAAUGGAGGGAGCCCAGAUGGAAGAGUCCCACGCCGCCGCCCCCAAGGGAGACGAGGAGGGCAGAGAGGCUGCCCCUUCUUCUUGGCCAGAGUCCCGGCCCCCUUCUCAGGGAGAGGGUGGACGGGAGCCUGGAGCUGCCCCCAUCCCCGCAGCGGCCCUCUCCUUUCUUCCCCUCGGCCCAGCAGGAGCGGGGCGGGGCCUGGUGGGGGGAGGCGGCAGGGCCCCCCCCGACGGCCUUCGACAUGCUGAAGAGCAUCUGGUUGCAGCCGUCGCCCCCGGAUCGGCCACCCCGGGACCCCCCGCCCCUCGAGCUCCCCUGGCAGUGGGGCCCGAGGGCCUCGAUCCCCCUGGCCUGCUUCCCGCCCUCGGCCGCCCUGGACUGGAGCCCCAGCCCCCUGGCCCCCCGCCUGCUGGGCCAGGCCAGCCCUGAGCCCUGGACCUUCCCGCGCAUGAAGCUCUACUAGGAGCGGGGGAGGCCAGGAGGCCUGCCCCCCUCCCGCUCCCAUCCAUCCCUUCCCUCCCCCGUUACC
Tachyglossus aculeatus (Australian echidna) is the source of this 1302-nucleotide messenger RNA. RefSeq names its product proline rich 19 (gene PRR19). NCBI's taxonomy places the organism in Eukaryota, Metazoa, Chordata, Mammalia, Monotremata, Tachyglossidae. The transcript has 3 exons. The coding region runs from base 118 to 1236 and encodes 372 amino acids. The record is from RefSeq and is a predicted model, not a curated record.